Messenger RNA from Durotheca rogersii, 1751 nucleotides. RefSeq lists its product as uncharacterized. Gene Ontology annotation, molecular function: hydrolase activity, hydrolyzing O-glycosyl compounds; glycosyltransferase activity. Bases 1 to 1338 code for a protein of 445 amino acids. The transcript is spliced from 3 exons. The record is from RefSeq and is a predicted model, not a curated record. Gene Ontology annotation, biological process: carbohydrate metabolic process; fungal-type cell wall organization. NCBI's taxonomy places the organism in Eukaryota, Fungi, Ascomycota, Sordariomycetes, Xylariales, Xylariaceae. Gene Ontology annotation, cellular component: fungal-type cell wall.
AUGUCCAGGAUGUUGCGAAUGGCAACAACGGUGGCUCUGGCCGUGCUUGGCGCAUCCGCUGUGCUUGCCCAGGAGCUCCCCUCAUGCUCCCUAACGAAGAAGUGCCCGGAGUCGGCCCCUUGCUGUUCCCAAUAUGGCCAGUGCGGUGUUGGCGCAUACUGCCUGGGCGGCUGCGAUCCGCGCAUGUCCUUCACCCUCGACUCGUGUGUCGCUGCGCCUGUUUGCCAGUCUAGGUCGAUGUCGAUGAAUAACCUCGAGCGUAUCGUCGACAGGGCAAAAUACCUCGGCGACGCUUCCAAGGCCGAUUGGGUAUCCCAGGGCAGACCCCUAGCUCACAACGGCAAUGUCCUCUUGACUAUGCCCGCCCGCUCUGCCGGCACCGUCCUAGCCUCGACCGUGUACAUGUGGUACGGAAAUGUCAAGGCCCGUAUCAAGACCUCGCGUGGCGCAGGUGUUGUUACCGCUUUCAUCCUGUUCAGCGACGUGAAGGACGAGAUCGAUUUCGAAUGGAUCGGCAACAGCCUGGCAAACACACAGACCAACUACUACUUCCAAGGCAUCACCGAUUACACCAACGGAGGAAAUAUCUCCCAAGCCGGCGUCACCAAUACCAACACUGAAUGGCACACCUAUGAGAUUAGGUGGACCCCCGACAAGAUCGAAUGGUACGUGGAUGGUCGACUUGGACGCACGCAGCUCAAGUCCGAGACGUGGGACGCUGCUCACAACCAGUGGGCGUACCCACAAACUCCCUCGCGUGUUCAGCUUUCUCUCUGGCCCGGCGGCGAUGAGAAGAACCCCGAAGGCACGAGAGAUUGGGCAGGCGGGCUGAUCGACUGGAGCUCGGAAGAUAUUCUGAGGAACGGGUACUACUACGCUACCGUAGGCGAAAUCACCAUGGAGUGCUACCAGACCGACACGGCGCCGGGCACCAACUUGCGCAAGGGCUACGUAUACAAGGACGCGAAAGCCACUAACGACACCAUUGAAGAUAGCGAUACGAACACGAUCCUCAAGUCGUUACUGGGCACCGGACUGGAUAUGGAAAAGGAUUACCCGUCUUCGGGUGCGGCCCAGACCACUCAGGCGGUCAUCCCGGGGCUCAGCGGCGGCGGUCCGGGUACGAACGGUCAGGCAGCCGAAAGUAGCAGCGGCGACAGCAACAGCCCUACGGUCGUCGGUGGCUCUCCUAAUGCAGCCUGCACCGCUAGCUUCGAGCAGGUGUGCGGGGCCGGCGAGGAUAACACGAGCCAGAACCAGGGAGUGAGGCAAGAACGCGCUCUCGGCGCUAGCACAUUUGCCGCUCUCGUUGCCGUAGCCGGCGUGCUUUGGCUAUAAAGGAGCGACAGCCACGCUGGGGAUGGCUACCUAGGAAUCCUUGCUAGAGCCAGCCUAUGUCUACAAGGACAUGAUGGAUGUGGUUAUACGGGAGUUUUUCGGGCAAAAUUGGGAGAGGGGUGGCUUGAUAUCGGUCUACGCGACCCCCCCAACCCCUCCUUAGGUAACCUUGGUCGGACUCAGGGUAGAUCUCGUGGCUUUGAGCACAGAGCAUAUGAAUAUGAUGUACAUAAUAUGGGUGGUAAUGGCGCGACGCCGUCCAUUCCUUUUCGGAUGCUAGAUUUGGUGCGCACGUGAAGGCGUGGCGCUGAGGUUUCCGGACCCCUGCGCGACGAUGGUCAUUCUCGUUAUAAACAAAGGGGUUGUGUUUAGGGGACUCUUGGAUACUUACUUGGACUACCUAUCCCCCGGGU